GCUAUUGAGGGCGAGUAAAACUCUGCCAAACUUUGACCUGGAUAUCUGUAUUUUCUUGUAGCUGGUGUCUUGCGGGAGCUACGGUAGUUGCGAUGGUGUCUCGCUGUUAUCCCACGGCAUUAUGUAGGAUCGUGUCACAUGUAUGGACAGCCAAGUUGUGUGUCGAGAUGACAUAGCCUACUUGAGUCUGCUGUCCAUGCGUGUCGGCUGUGGAUGCAGCAGGCUAUCCAAACGCUGACACAGUAACUAUAUGUGAAGUGAUGCAUUUGAAUUUCAGACAGAUAUUUAACAUCAUCUGGACGGCGCAUCGGGCCAGCCAUUAACCUGGCAAACAGGAACAUCAUUCUUCACUGUUUCUGUGAUCGGCUGCCAUCCUUCCCUCGUUUAUUGUAGAAUAAUUCAUUACUUAUACCAAGAUGGAAGAAUAAUGCGCUUGGUUUUUACUCAGCGUUCACCCCCCGCCGCCUUCCCAGCCUCGACAUUCAAUAUUGACCAGGUGAACCACGAACUUAGACGGGACAUCCUCGUCGCUGUAAACCAUGGCGGCCUAAAUAGGGUCGAUAAUCUCCGAUAUGACUCACAGAUAGAUGACCAUGUAUGCCCACUUUGAAGACGACAUUCUUCAAAAAGCAGGCCUUCGAAAUAAGCAAUCUGUGCUAUCGCAGUUGUCAUAGUGCCUGUGUGCGGAAUACCACAUCCCUGUUAGAGAGAUUUAUAAUUGCAUGCAUAACAAGUUAUUUUUUAACCCCACAGCUUCAGACCUCCGACGUGAAGCCCGUGAACCAAACUCGUCUAUAAUUGGUGAAGCCCCGAGCAGCCGGUCACUACCGGGAUAGCUCUUGCGCGGUCGUUGAGGUCUCCGGGUUACCCCGGCUCAGACACAAUGCGAUGUGUCAGCUGCCGACUUUGUGAUACUCGUGCUUCACGCCGACACGGGUAUCUACGGCGUUCCUCUUUUUUUCUGAUCGGCGUUUUUGGUUUCCCAAUUUCACGUUUGGCCAUCUGUCAACGAUUUGGCUGCUUGCACGCAGCCAUUACUGAGCGAAUGGCGAAGGGCACGUUAGAAGCUCUCACACACACCACCGAUCCACUCCGAGGUAGGAAAGCAGCUAAAUAGUUUCAGCCCGUGCUUCUCUCGGUGGACGGACAGGAUCGUUGUCCUGCACCGCCUCAGUCAGGAACGGCACAGAUCGUGCAUGGUAUCUAGUAAACAAACUCUUUCAGUCAAAAGGCGAUGUCCGCCUCGCAGUAUGUGCACGGUUAUUUCCUCACCAUCACAAGUGUUGAGAAAAGUAGGAAAUUUGUUGGCCUAAAGGAGCGGAUACCCUUGUAAACAGCAGGCCCAUAGUGCUUUCAGGAUCCAGGUAAGACAAGUGGCCUAAUUACAGCAGGGUAACCUGUGUUGCUUAACCACCGUGCCAAAAUGUGAUUAUGGAAUAGGAGAGGUAAAUAUCCUGUGGGUGUUUAAAUCAGAAAAGACUGAUUUCAUACUUCAAACUUUUAUCUGUUGGUCUGUGUGUGAGUGGAAGCUGCAGAUGUGCCGUUAUUCACCUCAUAACUGCAACUAUGAGCUGGUGGUCCUCAUAUAUUCUUCUCUGCUCCUUUUCUGUCUUUGUUUUCCAGCACUUACAUUAUAGUCAGACUUCAGUUAAGGAAAAGCUGACCUCAUGUUUCACUGUGCACUUGUUCAAAGUGAAAAUAUAGAAAAAGUUGCAAGUAAAGUAGAUUUUAUUCUAUUACAAAUGAUGUAAAUAUGAUAAUACCUCCAGGAGAGGUCCCUGCAUAUCCUAUUAGAGCUGUUUCAUCUUCAUGGCUGUUGGUGCUUUGUUAUUUAUCAAAUGGGCUGUCUGUCUUCUGCUGUCAGUGCAGUUGCUGUGUGAACCAUGUUUGGAUUGUUUCAGUGUUUGUGUUGAAGGCUAUUGUCUUUAUGAACUGGGGCAGCUUGUCUUGUUUUUGCAUAAAGUCUGGUAAAGGGCUAAAAUUAAAAUUAAGUUAAGUUGGAACUCAGCUAAAGCCCACUUCUCUAGAAAACCGUGUAAAAACCUGACGUGAUAAUAACAGGAAAUGUGAUUUUGACACACUACACUACAAGAUGUGGAUGGAAGUGAACUGAAGAUGAUUUAUAGAUGAAUGGCCCUCCUUUUGUUAAUAUUCAUAAUCAGAGAUUAUCGGUGGUCUUGCUUCAGACUGCCAAAAGCCUGGCCUGGACAAACCAAGGAAAUCAUGAAAAUUUAUAUGGUUUAGUAAGGCUCAGUACAGUGGGGAUGUAGUCAUAUUAUAGUCACUCACAAUGAAUGAGGGGAAAGUAUUCAACAUGAAUCCAGGGAAUGUUGUUAUGUCACUGCAUGAGUUGUCUUUUUAGUUAUUUUGGAUUAAUUGCAUGUUUUAGUGUUGUCAGUGAAGGACAAUGAGAAUUUGGGAGCAAGAUUGGAAUAAUACUAUUGGCUCAUUUUUGGUUUGCAAAGGAAUGUAGAAAUUGUUACACAGCUCAUAUCAAAUAAGCCAGUUUAAGUAAACGAAGACACAAGUGAGGUUUUUGUGACCUACUGUCACCCUGUGAGCAAAAUGUUUUGUGUUUCCAGGGCUUUAACUGAAGCUAACCCUACUCAGAUGUCUUCUCCAAGCUGCACCAGCCUGCAGCCUACAGCAUGCAACUGGAGUGCCUCCAGCACCCACAGUCUUGCUUCCUCCUGUUAAUUCCCCUGCAACAGACCCAAACCUCUCCCACUCUUUCUUUUAUAUAAAUAUAUAUAUUUAGGCAAUUCCGUUUAGCAGCCAUCACCCACUGCUCUGACUCUGUUAAUUGACCUGACUGUCACUGAAACACUAACACCCGCUCAGUGAUACACAGAGCUUCCUUUGGUUAAUAAAAUAGAGUUUAUUACUUAGUUAUCCCGAUAAGCCUUUUCAGUUUAGCGCACCGUUACACUCUUUGGUCGCGAUCCCCCAUUCCCCUUGAGCGGCUGGAGCUCGCGUUGCAUGCCGGUACCUGCAGUCCUCACCCCUCCCAGCCUCUCCAGCGUCUAAUCCUGGGCGUGGGUAGCCGUGCACUACAUCUCCCAUGCUGUCACCGAGCACCCUUCUGCCCCUCUCUCCCUCUCUCCCACCAGACUGGAGACUGGCGAUACGAAGCGGACUGUCUUGACGACCCCCCUACCCUCCCCUCCUCCUCUCUCCCUAUCUCCCUCCCGCCCCUCCCGCCCCCCGGACUUUUUAGAACGGAAAACCGUCGAGAUUAGUGAGCAGCCGCGGACGGCAGAGGCGAAAGGCUGAACACGGCCGUAUCCGAGUCGUGCCUGUACGUCGUUCACAUGCCAUCUGGACGAGCGGCAUAUCACUGUACUUCAAGGAAAACUCUCACCUAACAGACUCAGCAACCCCUGAGGCAUGUUGUGUUAAAGAAACACCUAUGCAGGUGGAUCCUACUCUAAUGAAUGUAGGGGAUGGAGGCACGGUGAGCAGUGAGAUCAGUGCUCCAAAUAAAGCGUCUGCUAGCAUGGUGGGAAAUCCCCCCCAGACGCUACCCCCUGAGUUUAGAGGAGAUGUUACCCUCAGUCAGCAAAACAAGACCACUCCAACAACAGACUGUAAGACAGCAAAAGCCUGCCUGGACACUAGCAAUUACAACCACAGCCCUGAGCUUUCUCCACCCCAGCAGCCCAGCAAUGCACCAAUGUCCAGCUCAGCCCUCACCAGCUCAGAGAAGAGAGCAGAGAAAAGGGCAGAGGCCCCUAAACUCAAGUCUGAUGGUGCUGGGGUCUUCCCCACUCCUCAGCGGUCAAGUGGCAUAAAAGUCAGCUGGGAAGACUCACUCAAUGCCUGUCACAGCAAUGUAACAUCCAGUAAGAAAUCACACCCGCAAACACAGUCUGUGCAAAGUGCUCCUCCUGGGUUUCAGUGCCCCACCAUGUUCAAACCAGUCCAGCCCGUUGCCUUCCUUCCUUCCACUAAUUUUUCCUCUCCACUUUGUAAAAUCACUCUUCCACCAGCAUUGGGUCAGAUUGCAGCAUUGCGAGAAGCCACAGCCAGUCAGUUUCAGAAAGAAGCUCAGCCUCAAAGCUCAGGUGUCGCAGGGGCACCUCUCAUGCGGACCUAUCCCUAUCCGUUCUCUGUGGGCCGGACUCCAGCAGCAGAGAAAAAAGCGGGCACAUCAACGUCAAAAAUUAAAUCCAACCAUUCAUCGAGCAAGAACGCCAAAUCUGUAGGAGAGCAUAAAUCUUUAGCUUCAGUGGUAGCCUCACCAGCUAUUGCCCUACCAUUGCAGCACCCGUCAUUAACUUCUGCAACACCCACCUGCUACACGUUGUCUCCUACCGCUGCCAUUUGCUGUGGCUCCGCACUGGCCAGCAUCACUUCUCAGAGCAGACUGCUGAACCAUGUGGAGAAAGGCAACAGCAUAGACAAGGCAACCAUGGGCUCUCUAAAAACAACACCCCUCUCUGCUUCAGAGGACCAUACAGCUUGCUCAGUGGAACUAAGAGAUGUACCUCUUGAUUUGUCUGCUAAAUCAAAACGUCCAAAAUGCAUUAAUGACCCUCCAGUUCCACUGAUUGGGCCUCAUAAUAAUGAGUCAAACCAGAGAGAUUUUCUGAAUUCAAAGAGGACUCCUUCUACAACUUAUAGUUCAGCUGUGCAAUACCCUAUCCUACCAAACACCCACAGAAAUGGAUCUCAUCAAAAGCAAAUAAAUAGGCCUCAGAAUCACCAGGUCCCAGAGCCCAAGUCAACCUGGGGUAAGGGAUCUUCACAAGACUCUAUAAAAACCAUCCCUGGUACUUAUGUAGGUGUGGCUAGCCCUAUACUGGCUUCUACCCUACGGGGCAAAGAUGGAAAAGGAACUUUUGCAGAUGAAUUUCAGAGUUUUGCAAAGCAGGAGUUCAUAUCUAUAAUUGACCAAGGAGAACAUCUGGCCACAGGAGGAAAGAAGCCAUCCUGUCUGAUGAAGGGCAACCAGCAUGCUCACAGCGUCAAGCAUGUUAAAAACACCAGCACAGCCAUAGCUAAGAACUGUCCUUCUAAAGGAGCCCUAACAACUGCCCUGUCAAGCUCUGCCAACGCUCAGAUUCAUCAGAAAUCUGGACCUGGCAAAACAGCGGUGCCACCGUAUUCUACCACCGUUGUCAAUCCAGCAUGGCAACAGCCGUCUCAUCUCCCCCACCAAGCCUCGUCAGUUCAGAGUAAAAUCACACAAGGAUCUCCAAAGUCCAGGGGCACCACAGGUACAGAAGGAUCCAAGUUUCAGAGUGCCCAUCAUAGCCCGUCCAAACCUGAGGAUGAUAAGUGGGAGAGAAUGAAGUCUCCCCUGUCUAACCUUGCAUCCAUUGUAAAGCAGCAAGCUCUCAAAACAACAGCACUGACAGGUGAGUGUAAUACUCAAGCCUCACCUGUUGUGUCAAGAAAAGCUGAUGUUUUGACUCCACUGACAGGGAGCCAAGACACCCAAUCUAAACAUACUUCUUUUGAUUACCCACCAUACUGGUCUGUGGAAAAAUGGGCUGGUGUGCCAUCCCAAGGAGAUUCAACUCAAGCAAUGAAGAGACACGAGAAGGCCAACGCCAUUAAUCCUUUGGAGAAUAAUACUGAAUUAAACACCAGUCAGGGAGAACACAUUGGACUACAAGCGAAGCAAACCUCCUCAAAGCCUACCAGCCAGUCUCAUCUCUUUGGGAGCAAUGCAUCAACAAAUGGGAACAGGAUGGAGAGCAAACUAGCCCAGGUGUUAGAGGGGGAGAUAUUAAAGAAAGAAAGUGGGGCGUCAGACAAUCCUCCCAGUGACAAAUUGGAGGGCAUGGUUGCAUCUAUUCUUACAGGCCAGUGUGCGGGGGGAGGCGACAAGUUUGAGAAAAAGACAAACGGAACCAAAGAGGAGUCGCCAACCAAAGUAAAAGCUGCUGCGAUCAAACAAAAGAAGACCAGCUCUAAGAAGCCGGCAAAGGAGAAGUCAGCAACAGGCACAUCAACGAAGGCUACAGGGAAGAAAAAGCAAGACACAGAAAAAACUCCAACCAAAGUGUCUUGCCAAAAGAAGCAGAAGAAACAAUGUGCACCUGUGCCUGAGCAGAGUCUACCAGCGGGAAAACUUUCUCCACAGAGUAAAGAGCCGAUUCCAAAGGAUAAGAUCAGUCCUAACAAGGUUGAGCCACCAACUCCCAACAAACCAGUUACAGAUAGCGGCAGUGUAGAGACUCCACUGUCUCUCAAUAGCUCUGCUAUAUCAAGUAAGGAGACCGACACUAGAGAGAGCUCCUUUCCAAGGCUGAGGAGAGGACGACGGCGAGCUGAUGAGGCUCGACUGGACCUCUGGGGCUUUGCGACGCCAUCCCCUCCACCCCCACCAAUGCCUCCUCCCCCACCUUCCCUGCCACCCCCUCUGACUCCCACCCAACCCGCCCGCCGUCCGAGAGGGAGGCCUCGCUCAAACCCCCUGCCAGAGCGAGUGUUUCAGGGCAAGCGCAAAACAGCCAGUGCAGAGGCUGACACGCCUGCUCUCAAGAAACGCCGGCGAUGUCGUAGCAAAAAGUAUCAGACUGGGGACUACAUCACUGAGAAAGACAAGCUGGAAGAUGGAGAGCACCUCGAAGACUCUAACUCCCUGAGACAGGACAGUGGAAUUCCAGCAGAUCCGCAGGUGAAUCAGUGUCCGAGUCCCGCCACCCCCAGUCCAGAUCCUCCUCCACGGAGACCCUCAUUCACUCGCUCCGGGUCGGUCCGCUACCAGGAGAGCGAGGUAUCUCCAGAGUGCAAUGACAAGCCUUCAGGGAAGAGAAAGUUCAAAAGCAAGCACUUAUGUGACAAUGAUGAGCCGAAGAUUAAGACCAAAUGCAGCAGCUCGGGCAAGCGUGGCACCUCACUUGCCCUGGAUGAUGACGCCGCUGAGGUAAAAAGAACAGACAGCCCCCCACCUACUCCAAAAAGUUUGCUGUCAUCUCCAUCCAAUAAGAAAGGCUCAUCGGGAAGAAGCAGCGGUUCAGAGUCUCCACCCAAGAGGCCCAUUCCUCCAGAGGUUCGUCGGCUGAUUGUCAAUAAAAAUGCUGGGGAGACCUUGCUGCAACGUGCUGCGCGCUUGGGCUAUCAGGAUGUAGUUCAGUACUGUCUUGAGAAGGACAUCAGGGAGGUCAAUCGGCGCGACAAUGCCGGUUACACAGCUCUCCAUGAGGCGUCCUCUCGAGGCUGGACUCAGAUUGUCGAGAUGCUGCUGAAGCAUGGCGCUGACGUCAACUGUAGCGCCCAGGAUGGGACACGGCCCCUUCAUGAUGCAGUAGCGAGCGAUAACCUCCCAAUAGUCUGGUUGCUCCUGAACCACGGGGCAGACCCGACUCUGGCCACCUACUCUGGACAUACUCCGGUCAAACUGGCACAUAGCCCAAGCAUGAAGACCUUCCUCACAGAAUAUUUCAUAGACCUGGAAGGCCGCAAAGAACAAGAACCCAGUUUACCCUGGGAUUUCUACAGUAGCUCCCUGUUUGAGACUGACCAGGAGCCGUGCUGGGACUUCCUGCUGUCCAAGCAGAAUCAGGAGCUGGAGGAGGAUCCAACGGGGAAGACUGAGCUGGACUCGGACAAAGAUUGCCUUCUGUUUGAGUUCUCCUCCGAGCCUCUUCUGCCCUGCUAUCAUGUUCAGGUGUCAUUAACCCAGGGCUUUUGCAACUGGUUCCUCCUGACAGACGUCCUGAAGCGCCUGAAGAUGUCUGCGCGGAUCUUCCGGGCGCGUUACCCACACUUGGAGGUGGUGAGUUUGUCGUGUGCUGAGCUCUGGAGUCAGGUAUCGGUCAGCCAGGUGAGCUCCGCUUUGGCUUCACCCUACAGAGGCAAAAAUAAGGAAGAGGACGACAAGGAAGAGGAACGAGAGGGAGUCGUGGAUCUGGUGCGAUGUGUACCAGAGCUCCAGAGACUACUGGGUUCCUCCAUUCACAUCCUGCAAGAGGACGAGGAGGAGGACGAGGAGGAGGAUACACUGACAAACACAGGGAAGCCUCGCAGCCGAUAGCCUCUCUUUCACUGCACUCCUCCAACGUGCAAACUGUUGUCAUUUCCAAGUGUGUCAGCCCAAGUCCUUCCCUGUAAGCAGCUGCUCAAAGGAAACCUCUCCGUCCGUUGUAACGAGGGUCAUGGGUUUUAACUCCAGCUACAUUAAUGACUUGACACUCCUUCAAUAACCUUUGACCUCAGACAUAAGGUGAUUAAGUGAUCACAAGGACCUGCACAUGAGAGUGGUCGGUGCUGGAAAGCAGCAUUCAGGUUCCUAUCUAUAGGUAUAUUUGAAUACAUUGAGUACUAUUGAGCAAACCUUUUGUAUUGACUAUGUAUAUACAUGGUAGUGUAUAUGUAUAUCUUGCCAUCAGGGUGAACACAUUUGAUUAUAAAAAUGUAUUCUUGUGGCAAGGGACGGAUUAUGUUUAGGACUUUUUUAUUUUGUUUGAGUUUGUUCCUUGAGGGAAAGCGAUAUUUUUCGACGGGAGAUAAUCCAAGGCUUUUAUCUUGGUGAACUCUUGCGUGAAGCUAAGACGCUUAAGUCAGGGAGGCCACUGGCCCAGAAGGUUUCUCCGUCAACCUGGGAGACCUAGAGACCUGCAGAGAAGAGACCACAGCACAUAAUGUUUCCAACAUAAUCACCCGCCCAGAUCAGAGACUCCUUUCCAUUUUCUCCUCGGUUUCAUUUUUCACUUUAUCAUCCUCGAGAGAUCAUUACUGGACCGACCUAAUGGCUGUUUGUUUUUCCUCCACAAUUCACAAAGUACACCCAGGCAGCACUGCGCUGUCCAAGUCCCUGCUCGCAGUAUGAAAUAAUGUCUUUAUGGACUUUGAGAUUGAGAGUUUGUUUACAGAACUGGACAGAUAGUAGUGUUCUCCGCUCCCCAGGUUGCACUCCUCCUGAACUGAUACAGAAUCCUGUGGAUGUCUAAGAGAAAAAGUAGUACCAUCUCUGGAGUCCAGAGCCUGCUCCGGUAUCCCGAGGAGCUGAGACGCCCUCUUAACUGCAGCCACGACUGUCCCCCACGUCCUGAUAUGGUGUUUCCAGAUCCCAGAGUGCUUUGUGUUGCAGUGUUUUAUUUACACUGUUUGUUGUGCUUAAUUUAAUAGUCAUUAAUAUAUUUGACCUCUUGUGUAUCUGACAAGCCUAUCUAUGGAAAAAAAAUGCUUUGUAUGGUUGGUGCUUCAUUUUGAAAUGUACUUAUUAGGAUCCCUUUAUUCUGAGAUUUUCCUCCCUCAUUCAAAAACAGUAUUUCAAAAAAGCUAAAGUACAGUUUUAUUGUACUGGUGCUAAGACAGAUUUUGUGUUGACAAUCAAUGAUGUUUUGGUUUGAAGUCACAAACUAACAGAAGACAUUUAAGAUGAAGAUACUUAAGAAAAGUAUAGUUUAGUUAAAGAAACUGGGAUACAGCAAGACUGAAAGACUGAGCAGUGUGUGAGAUCUUGAAGAGCCUUUUAUUUGAUUCUUUUAUAAGAAAUCAAGAAGAAUAAAGCAUGAUUGUGAAUCAUA
Molecule: messenger RNA, 9482 nt
Organism: Micropterus salmoides (largemouth bass)
Lineage: Eukaryota; Metazoa; Chordata; Actinopteri; Centrarchiformes; Centrarchidae
Gene: bcorl1
Product: BCL6 corepressor-like 1
Exons: 12
Coding region: 3410-7987 (1525 amino acids)
Biological process (GO): negative regulation of transcription by RNA polymerase II
Cellular component (GO): nucleus
Molecular function (GO): transcription corepressor activity; protein binding
Source: RefSeq, a predicted model, not a curated record